AUGGAGUUUAAAGUAUCAUCAAGCACUUCCACACGGUGUUCAUCUCCUCCUUGGUUCCACCACCUGACCGCCCAUCGUCCGAUUCCAUUGCAUCACCGAUCGCACUCUGCUUCCACCCCCACUACCACUUCAUCCAUCACUUUGUCCCCAUCGUUAUCUCAACUUCCUCCCCACCAACCUCAUCAUUCUCAUUUCAAUCAUCACCACUGGCACAAAACAAUGACGAGUGCAUUGGAAAAGUGCACGACAUCGCUUUCUGAAAUACAUCGGUUACUAAGAGAAUCUUCAACCUCAUCUUACGGCACAAUGAGCACAACGUCUUCAAUUGAGUCGUCUCCAAUCGAGCAGGCAACUUCACGAUCAGCCAGACGGAAAUGGCAUUCCGCGAUGAGAUUUAUUCAAGGAGUUCAGAGAUUCAAAACUCCAGUUAUGUCACAUAAACAUCUUGUUGUUGACGAAGAAGCUCAGCGGGAAAAAACAAGAAUAAGAAGAAGAAGAAGGCGAUAUACUAAAAGACGAAGACGAGAAGAUAUGAAGAUGAGAUGGGUGCCGCGGCUGCCUGGCGGCCACGAAGCCACACCCCAGCUCCGGGAGCACACCCCUUCACUCACGAUGUGCUCGCGCCGUGGACGUCGUCUCAGUCUUCCCCAAACGCCCAUGGCUACACCGGCGAAUCCGACGACGCCUGGCGUUAUGAAUGGUCAUCCGUUUGCAUCUCGUCCACACUACGAAAGAAGGCAACUUCCGUCAAUGCAACAUACUCUUCGUCAUAAUCAUUCAAUGGGUUCCCUGAUGGGAAAUCGAGAAGUUCCUCCUCGUGAGAUUCAUCCAGAAUCCUACCAUAACCCACACGCUCGAUUCUCUCAACCAGAUAUUCAUUCUGCUAUCUAUCGUCCACAUAACUAUUAUUCUCCACCAAUUUCUUAUGGAAGUUCUGGUGGAUAUUAUUCACAUCCGUAUCAAUAUCAAUCAGGACAAAUACUUCCAACUUCUCAACAUUCCAGUCCACUCUAUAUGAGGAGAAUGUUGCCAACACCUAAUAAAAGCAGUGGGGGAAUCGCGCGAAAACUUCUGAAGAGAUGUACUAAUCCAGAUUUGAUGAGGUUACAGAGAACUACCGAAAUCCGAGAGCAGUCUGUUGGCAGAACAAGUUGUGAUGUACGAGAAUGCAAAAAAGUGCAAUUCAUCUGUUUUUGCAUAGUCUCUAUUCUGAAUUCACUGAUCUGGAAAAUCGAAGAGUGA
Molecule: messenger RNA, 1242 nt
Organism: Caenorhabditis briggsae
Lineage: Eukaryota; Metazoa; Nematoda; Chromadorea; Rhabditida; Rhabditidae
Exons: 5
Coding region: 1-1242 (413 amino acids)
Source: RefSeq, a predicted model, not a curated record